Molecule: messenger RNA, 3246 nt
Organism: Magallana angulata
Lineage: Eukaryota; Metazoa; Mollusca; Bivalvia; Ostreida; Ostreidae
Product: von Willebrand factor D and EGF domain-containing protein-like
Exons: 18
Coding region: 46-3246 (1066 amino acids)
Source: RefSeq, a predicted model, not a curated record
AGCAAGGAGCAUUUAAAGAAGUACGACGUACCACAAAGUACAACAAUGCGUCCAGGCAGUUCCUUGAGUAUGUUGAUAAUUGCCACGUUAUUGAAAGGAAGCUGCUCAGAUCCCUGCUCAAAAACAUCUUAUUCGUCAAAAAAAGGACAGUAUAAAAGAUCAUCGAAUUACACAAUACAGUCAAACGACAUUGCUAUAAGUGACAGCUUCCUGUCUGAAGGAUGGUAUCGAUUUGACAGUGGUGCUGGAAAUGACAUAGUGACGUGGGCACCGUCUAUAUACCAAUGUGGUACCAUAUAUCCAAUGUGGAUGAACGGAACAUUGCCAACUGAAUCAGACGGCGAGGUAAACAGAACUGUGUGCAUAGUUGGAUUCUACGAGUCGUGUUUGAAGUCAUUAACCAUCAAAGUUAAAAAUUGCGGAGUAUACAGAGUGUAUUAUUUGGAACCGGCUCCACAGACAUCAACCGGGUAUUGCAUAGGAGAGAAGUCACCUUGUCCUGCAGGGCAAUCAUCAUAUUCAAUGUUUACCCCUUGUGAAGAUGUGACUCCCGUGAAUACCAAUCCAUUUGUAAAUGUCUCUUUGGAAAAUAAACAAUCAAACAGUACACGGUUCAGACCAGCGGAACCUGUAUUUAAGUGUGUGUUUGAUGAGCCUACUGACGGUCCAUACUGGUACGAUACCUAUUGGUACAUCAAUACGGACACUGUCAAAGUGGAAGAGUCUCAACCUUAUCAGAGCAACCAAAGCUGGCUGUACCCCAAGGACUGGGUGGACAAGUAUGAUUUAAACAUGGUGGUAAAGUGUUCCAUACGAGUUCGACAUUUGGAGAGAAGUACACCUGGUCAUCAUAAUUACAGCGAAAACUUUAAAGCUGGGAUGUUUCCUUCAUCAUAUGUAUACGGCUUGAAGGAAGGAGAGACAAUUUCCAUCAAGUUUUCUGUAACUGUUCCUGUUGGGUGCUUAGAUAUGAACCGUCAAUACCUAUGUAAAACAAACAUAUAUAUACUUACGCCAGAGUACCAGUCGUCUUCUCCUACAGGUUCAUGUCAGAAUUUCAGUAGACAGGGUGAUGUGUCCUUUGACGAGAAUGGAUGUGGCAUUGUCAUAGAGAGUUCAACCUGGUGGGAGGAAAAAGUUCUGAAUGUUACUGGGAAAACAGACGGUUUAGUUAACAUAAGGGAUAGAGAGGUGCAUAUCAAGUUGGGGUCUCUGCGUGACGGAGCAGAAGAUCUAUCUGGAGUUUGGUACAAUUUUUCUAUGCCUGAUAUUAAGGUAUCACUUUUUGACAAAGAUAAGAAGACAGCAGACAAAGUUUGUUCGGCAAGUACAGAUCCAAGAAUGGUUACUUUUGACAACAAGGGAUGGACGGCAAAGUUGGCAGGAGAAUUUAUCAUGUACAGAGAUAAACGACGACAAAUAGCAGUUCAUGCAAUUUUUUCUACCUGCCGCUGGUCAUCAGGGGCCUCGCCCCCAUGUGGAUGUGGCGUUGCUGUAAGGGUGGAAAACUCUCUGUUUGCCUAUCGAACUUGUAAACAAAUAUCUUACAUUUUAGCAGAGCCCCUUAAACACCAUGAAACCUUGUAUCGUAAUUGCGACAAUCGCCACAUGGUAGUAGAAAUAGGGGGACCAAAUGGAUGGACAAAGAUAACUCUUUAUACCGGAGCAGUUGUUAAGUAUCGGAUUGGAGAAGACUGGAUAUACGAAAUCCAAAUUUUUCCUUCUAUCUUUGAUGAAGACAACGUUGAAGGUUUGUGUGGAAAUCCUAAUGGGAAUAUAGAGGAUGAUUUCAUACCCAAAGGGCAAUCAUCAUCUAUUGACGAUCAAACAGAAUUCCAAAAAAGUUGGAGAGUGGAUAUAUUUUCAACGCAAAGUCUCUUUGGAAUCAACACUUUGUUAGAGAGUAACAGUUUCAAAUUUAAAAAAUACUGUGACUGUUUAACGGAAACUCAGCAAAAUGAAAACUCUAUUGCCAAUCAUUACACAGCAAAUUGUUCUUUGACAACUCAAGCUAUCAUGUGUAACGGUGCAUUUGCAUCCCAAAGUUCGUUAUCAAGAUGCAACAGUAACCAAAACAGGUUUAAGCGUGAAGGCAUAGCAAUAGAUUAUAUACAUCAGGUUGAAAAACGAAGUGUAGAGAGUGAUGAUAUCCUCGAAGUUCCGCCUCUGACAUUGGAUCCAAGUUUUGAUCCAGACUUUAUUCCUCCUAUCCUAUCAUGGACGAAUGGAUGGACUGAAUCAGCAGCUCGUGAUUAUUGUGAAAAUAUAAUAUUAAAUGAUCCUGCUCGGAUUGGAUGUCAGAAGUUUAUCUCGAUGGAAAAUUCUACCAACAUAGCCGUUGACGAAUGUGUUCUAGACAUACGGGAUACUGGAACAACAGAUUUCUCAAGAUACACCAUCGAAAAUUUGAAUGAAUUCUGUUUUGAACAAAUUAAAAAAUACGAAAUUUUCCACGUAAAAAGUGAAUCUGAUGAAGAGUCUGUCGUAGAUACAAUAGGAAAACUUGUUUGUCCAAACAAUUGUACUGCCAACGGUAUUUGCAAAGAAGGCGUGUGUAACUGCAACAUUUCCUAUAUUGGAUUGGACUGUUCACAUGCUAAAUCAACACCUCCGGCUAAUUUAACAUUACCAGAAAACGGAUUGUGCAAAACCAGUAAACGUGCUUGCGCCAAAACAAACAUCUUUGGUCACUUUCGGGCUGAAACUGUACAUGCAAAAAUUAGAGACUUUGAGAUUACUGAAAAUGGACGAACAGCGGUGCUUUCAACUUACUAUGUCCAAGCAACUUAUGUAAAUCCUACCAUUGUAAGGGUCAACUUUCCACCGAACUCCCUUAAAAAACGAACUACAUCCGGAAAGCUUUAUGGAAGAGGGUUUUAUAUUACUUUAUCUUAUGAUGUAUUAAACUUCAGCGACUCAUUGGUAAUGCUAAUCUACAAUGAUGUAUGUUACAGUUGUAAUGCAUCAACACUGGAAUAUACUUCCCUACCUUGGAUUUUCAGCGUUUGUGUUGUUUGUGUGUUCAUCAUUGGUACAAUUACUGUCUUGAUAUUCAUAAAACGAAAACACAGAGGUCAUUUUAGUCCAUGGUGUGUUGACAUAAAGGAACAGCGACAUUUGCCCAAGCAUCCAACGGUCCAGCGCUACGAUACGAUAAACCUCGAACUUGAAAAAUCCACAUCUCAAAAUUACGAAAUACUCAAGCCACCUGUGGUGGACUUGUCCAAUGAUGCAUUUGAUGGCUAG